Copidosoma floridanum is the source of this 2154-nucleotide messenger RNA. RefSeq names its product mitochondrial ribosomal protein S30 (gene mRpS30). Lineage: Eukaryota; Metazoa; Arthropoda; Insecta; Hymenoptera; Encyrtidae. Gene Ontology annotation, molecular function: structural constituent of ribosome. Gene Ontology annotation, biological process: translation. Gene Ontology annotation, cellular component: ribosome; mitochondrion; mitochondrial large ribosomal subunit. The record is from RefSeq and is a predicted model, not a curated record.
ACGCCUUGUACAAAUAUAACCUCAUAGUGACAUCGUCCUCAUAAAAAUAUAUCGUGAUCCUCGUCGAAGACGACGUCGGACCGGUUGGACGUCUGCCCAGCGACCUGGACGAGGCUGCAAGUGCUGUGUUACAGUUGCACUUCACGGACGUUACUUCGCGUUAACCAUCAAUCCCACAGUGCAACAAUGAAAACGAACUGUGGUCAUCAGUGAAGACCACCGAUUGUCUUGAUUGUUUGCCUUCUAUACCCAUAGGCACGAUCAUGCUGUCAAUUAUGCUCCGGCUACGACUCUGCAUCUCCUUGUCACGAACACCUCGUCGUUAUGGGCACACCGGAUACGCCUGGCCACCCCGAGCCUUUGGUCCCAUCGAGCCGGGUCCACCCAUCGAGCCGUCGCACAUUCGAGGCGAGGGAAAAUUCUUGUUCCCGGAGUCGCUGAAAAAGCAGUACGGAGGCGAGUUUGAGAUGCCACCCGUCAAAGAUCUCUCCAGGGCGGCUAUACGAGUACGACGGCGCAAACGCUGGCACGACACCGUUGAGAAACUGCGGACCGUCGAGGAAAAAAUCUUUGAACUUAAUAUGCCUAAAUACUAUGGCUGGAUGCCCUAUAUCAUCAGAGAGGGCGAUCUCACUUAUGAUCCUCUGCCUAAAAUUCAAUACAUGACGAGAACGUGUGUGAUGAAACAGCUUGGCCUGCCCAGUUAUUACGACAGUUUACUCGGUGAAGAGGAGCUCAAUGCAACUGUACAACGUAUCAAGGGGCAGAUCGAGGAAGCUUUGGUGUUAGAGUACACUGGCAUUGAUCAAAAUUACCAGCUUACUGAAAAUGAGCUCGAAGAUGAAGUUUUCAUGACGAAUUUAAGGGCGAAAGCUGUCAGUAAGCAUAUCAAUAGGAUAUUUAUAAAUCAUCUCAGCAGAAAAUAUCAUCAUUUACUGGAAGCUGAAGUCGACUUUGAUCCAAGGUUGGAGGCUUUUUGGUUUUUUGGUGGAUUUCAACCUCCUCCAGAAAGCGUCAGAGCCAGAGAUGGCAAUGACUUUGUAAGAAUGUUUAAAGAUGAACCUGUAAAUCAACCACUACAAUAUUAUGGCACUCCAAUGAUCCACGUCAGACAUAAUUUGCCUUUAAAAGAGUUUAUGUCACUGGAAGAGUCACACGAUUUUAGACUCGAAAUUCCUUAUGAACCAUAUGAUCUUAGAACAGAGGGAUAUUUCAGGGAUUUGAAAAGAGCUACCGUUAUACCUGGUUUUUGGCCUGGUGAUCAAAGUGAAUUUGGUUUUAUAUCAUACAACAGUUCAGCUCACUUAGCAGGGAGACCUAAGCAUAUGAAUGAUAAUGCAGAUGCUUUAACAGGUCAGGCUAUCUUGGGUUCCUACAGUUGGCUUUAUGGACAAGCUUGUUAUCAAGGAUUUUCAACUUUCCAAGAUCCUACUUAUCCUCUGGUCAAUCAAACGAUCAUUACCAAUGGUCAAUUUUGGACUUUCUCUGUCUAUCAACUAAACACAACAACAAUGCAUAUGGAUGCCAUCAAUGUCAAUAAAAAAAGUAAUUUAUGCUGGAUGACUGACUCUAUGAAAUUGUUUGACAAUAUUGAAAAUGGAAAGGUACAGGGCUUGAAUGAAGAUGUUCUGAAGCAUCUAGUCAAAUUUUAUUCAAAUGUCCCACAAGUUAGAGAAAGUGUCGACAUGAAGCCUCUUUUGGGUAGUGAACAACUUGUUGCUAACAUUGAAGAUCCUGAGAGGCGUAGUUGGCUAGAGGAUCACUACAAACAUCUUAUGUCAAAUAGAAAACGGCAUAGACCAAUGCCUGAAAUCAAGGACUGGCAGAGAAUUUACAUGAUUAAAUUCAAUACUCGACCAUUGGAUAAAAAACGUGAUCCAUGGGAAUUUGGUAAAAAUCCACACUAUCGAAGAUUGGAUGAUCACGCUUUUGAAUAUAUUCCUAGAUGUCUUAGGACGCACCAUAGAAGCAGGGAUAAGUUUAAGAAGGUUUAUUAUCCCAAAGUUCCAGAAAGUGAAUUGGAGGAAUUGGAGUAAUGUAAGAUAUUGAAAAUACAUACAUGUACAUACACUCUUUAACAUACAAUUUCUUGUAUAAGAAAUCAGAACGAUAAUUUUACGAAGAUUUAUACAAUUAAAUAUUUGUUGCGUUUCA